This is a messenger RNA of Medioppia subpectinata, 1173 nucleotides long. The record is from the annotation of a GenBank genome assembly. Lineage: Eukaryota; Metazoa; Arthropoda; Arachnida; Sarcoptiformes; Oppiidae.
AUGAAUAAACCAAUACAGUACACGAUGCCAAAAGACCUGGAUAUGUUAUCAUACGAUAUGCGAUACCAGAGUCUGAAAGCCUUUAUUUGUUUGAAAACUUCUUCAGCUAUAAUAAAAGCACUGAAAACCGAAAUAAUAAACUUCUCGACAAUGACUGUCACCGCAAAUGUCACUAAUUCCGAGAUUUGGGAAAAUAACAAGAAGUAUGCCGUCUAUAAAGUGGUCGUCAAUUGUGAUGACAAGACUUGGGUUCUCUAUCGUCGAUACAAUGAAUUCAGCAAAUUAUGUGAUUUAAUUAAGAAACAGUGUCCGUGGCUUUCGAAGGACCUGAAACUGCCGGGAAAAAAGCUCUUCGGCAACAAUUUUAGCACCGAAUUCAUGAAGACUCGUCGCAAAGGUUUGGACACUUUAGUGCAGACAAUGCUCGCCGAGCCUCGCAAAGGAAACUUAGAUUUCAAAAAUAUUGACCCAGAGUUUACACGCGAAGCGAUUCCGGCGUCGGUCUGUAAAUCGCAUGGAAUGAGUGUCGGAUCGAGUCUUCCGGACAAUGCCUUUCAAGGGUUUUCAUACGCGCCUCCAAUCGAGCUGAACGGCCGAUAGGCGUCCACCAAAUGAUAAGUACAACAAUUAAACGAUUACUACGAUUACUACACUAUGAGCUUAACUCUAAUCUAAUGUAAACAACAAUUUAUGAAGAACUUCGCACACAUUCUAAGAGUUACUUCCAAUUAAUUACCGUCUAAUCAAAUAAGAAAUCAAAUUCAGUGCAACAACUAGUCGUCGAUUGUUUUAUUUAUAGCUAUAUUUUUCUACAAUUAAUGCCAUAUCUGAUGAAAUUGAUAUCAAAUCAUUCAAUCAAUGCUCAAACUAUUUAAUUGUUUUAUUAAUUAUGAAAAUAUUUAAUUCGGUUAUAGAGUCAUAAUAUACAGUCACGAAAAUAUAGAGCUCUCAGUACUCAAUACAUUUGAUUACAUUGAGUGCAUUUCAUUACAUUUGAUAAUAAGUUAUUAGAUUAUCGUUAAUAUUAAGUGUUUCUAUUUUAUACAUGAAGUUUAAUAUCAGCAAAAUUUGAAGUCUAUUACAAUUGCCAUUACAUUAAUUGUGUAAUAAUAUAUGUUUUAGUCUUCAGUCCAGACAACUAUUAAUUAAACCAAUUUUACUGUAAAAUAAGUC